Molecule: messenger RNA, 3862 nt
Organism: Amphiprion ocellaris (clown anemonefish)
Lineage: Eukaryota; Metazoa; Chordata; Actinopteri; Pomacentridae
Gene: tmem169b
Product: transmembrane protein 169b
Exons: 3
Coding region: 306-1217 (303 amino acids)
Source: RefSeq, a predicted model, not a curated record
GGGCGGGAUCAGCGCUAUUCUGGAAAUCAUUUUGCGUAGCGCAUCUGUCUCGGCACAAACACAGGGCUGCGAUGUGAGAAGCCCCCAUGCAAUGUUAUCAGGCAAAUCCAGCGACUUAGUCUCACUCGCCACAGCCUGCAAACACGGUUGCCCGUCCAGCCUGCUGAAGUCCUCCCACUUAGGUUGAAAGCUUAACGCAAUGGGUGGACAUCAUUUACGCUGGAUAGAAUUUCACUAUUAACCUCCAUAUUUCAGUUAUACAUAAAAAAAAGCAGCACAGGAGUCAGAGUUGGUUGAAUGAGAGCAUGGCACAGGUAGAGGAGCCUCAAACCGAUGGAGGAGAGGGCAGCCCCCAGAUGGUCUCCUUAAGAUCAGACAUAUCAGGGAACCAUGCGGACGAAGGAGAAGGAGGACCCUCGAUAAGGAGGAAGAGGAGGAAGAAGAGAGACCCACGUCCAGAGUCCAUCAUCGUGUACCGCUCUGACAUGGAGAGGACACCCGGAGAGGGCCAAGACGGCGAGGAGGUGGCAGAGAGGAGCACCGAGGAGGGAGCUAAGUUCCUCUGCACACCCACGGGCGAAGGCGGAGGCUGGAACCUUCCUCCAGACAGCCGCUACGUGACACUGACUGGCACCAUCACCCGAGGAAAGAAGAAGGGUCAGGUGGUGGACAUACAUGUCACGCUGACAGAGAAGGAACUCAGGGAUCUGGCAAAGUCGAGGGAGCGUCUAGAUGCGGAGUGCGAGGCGGGCGAAGGCGGCAAACGCACCUGUGGCUUCGGUGUUUGUCAGGGACCCCAUGUUGUCCUGUGGAGCAUCUCGUGUGCGCCUGUGAUCUUCCUCCUCUCCUUCAUCACCUCCUUCUACUACGGCACACUCACCUGGUACAACGUCUUCCUGGUGUACAAUGAGGAGCGGACGUUCUGGCACAAGAUUACAAUUUGCCCAUUUCUUAUCAUCUUCUACCCGAUGCUCAUCAUGCCCAUGGCGCUGUCGCUGGCUCUGUACUCCGCCGUGGUGCAGGUGUCCUGGGCCUUCAGCGAGUGGUGGCUGUCGGUGCGAGACCUGGAGAAAGGCUUCUGUGGUUGGGCCUGUGGGAAGCUGGGACUGGAGGACUGUUCACCCUAUAGCAUAGUGGAGCUGCUUGAUUCGGACACUGUUUCUGGCACUCUGCAGAGCAAGGCGCCCAGCGAACUUGCCCAGACAUCGUCAGUGUAAAGGAGGGACACUGAGGUCAAGCCGCAUAUUGCUGAUGGGAAGUUAGAAGUGCUCUCAGUGCAAAUUUGGCCAUAGAGGAUGAACAAAUACCAGAAAGUUCAAGUCAUUUAGAGAAAAUUGAGCUUAAAGGUUAGCUUCUGACCUUGGAACUGGUAAUUUGGUAAAAAUUCACAUUUCCAGAUCCAUUUACUUGAUUUGAACUCUGCUGAUGAAGGCUCUGAUAUUUUGCUGAAAACUACAGAAGAAGCAAAUGUCAAGAGCCGUUUGCUAAGAUUUUUGUGUAAACGUAUUUAAAAGCUACUUCACUAUGCUUUCCUGUAAAUGGUAACUUAUUAAACACUGCCUGAACUUUCCUUACUGUAGGUGCUGAACCAUUGCUAAGAACUCUGGAUCAGUUUUGUACUUCCAGGUUAAUUACAGUUUCCCUCAGAUCACUAAAUAGCCACCAACAAUUCCUGAACAACGCUCCCACUCAGAGGCUGUGGAUGCUGAAACACAUACUAACGGAAGCCUGAAAGUUGAAAGCAACUUUCACUUUGUCUGUAAAUAUCUGUACCUGCGUAAUUGUGAUCACUGUGCUGUGUAAUGACAUCAAGGGGAGCCGUAACUUCGCAGGCAACACUGAAGUUACAGUUGGAACAAAGCUGGAUUAUUAACUGGAAAAAGUGGGCAACAAGGCCACUGAUGCAGGUUUAGUGUGUCACUUUUAUUGCUAAUUUUAGUGGGAAUAUGCACCAUGAGCGCAGCUUUCACUACAACAAUGAUCUGUCCAGUGAAAGGGCAUGUGUCAGUUUUUAAAUUAUAAUGCUGGUGUUGCUUCCUAUUUUUCAUGCUGGCAACAAAUCCCAUGAAAAGACUGAAAUCAACAAUAUUCCUUCCUUUGUCUAUUGCACACAAUUUCAAAAAGAACUUUUGAAGACAUGAAUCUUUCAAAUUGGCCCGCAAAUAUAUUGUUACAUUUUUUAAAAACAUUGCGUCCUUUUAACAGUUGGACACUGUUGUCUUUAGCAGACAUUGCUUAAAUGGAAAAAGCAGUUCUUUAUUUUUUUGCAGAUUAAUACACAUUUGAUGCCUUAGUGAGUGUUUUCAGCACCGGGACGAUGUGUGUGAGACAAAAUAAACUGCUAUGUGUGUGUUUGUGGUAGUGAACCAUUCAGUACAUGUCAUGGAUUUUUUUUUAAAAAAUCGUGUAAAACUUUUUAUUAAGUUCAUUGAAUGCCUAGCUCCAAAUACUUUUUAGUUAUGAAUUUUCUAAUCUUUUUAAGUCAGUUUUUCAUGCCGUGCCAAAUAACUCCUAGAUACGAUAGAAAUGUAGUAAUCCUACGUAGAAUCAAAAUGUAUUUGCAGGAAAGUGAAAACUCGUCGAAUUAUUAGUUUUUGAAAAUCAAUGAUUCAUUACUGGAGUAGAAAGUAAUUUAUUGUUAUUAAAUUGAUUAUUAUAAAGCAUUCAGCAACAAAUGUUAAAUUGCAAAUUACCUUUAGGGUUCCAUGGAUGAUCAGCACAAUCCAGUGGUGAAAACAAAGGAAUUUAAAAAUGCUGAAAUUUAGCUCAGAUGACCAAUUUUUUAUACCUAAAAAAUUUUUUGAAGUAGAAGUUUAAGAUUUUGCAAUGUGUGGCGAACCUAAUGGAAGCUUUUACAUAAGUUGUCUUUUAAAAAAAAAAAAAUCAUGACAUAAACUAGGAGGAUCAAACCAAUGUCAGGCUUUGGCUACACAGAUCGUACUUCCUAGAAGGUUUCGUCCGUCACUGAUUUUUUGUCUUUUCAUGGGGUUUGUCAGAAAUAAGAAUAAAUACAGAAUAUUACUUACCUAAAUACAGAUCAGUUAUAAUACUUGUGUUAUUCUGGAUGAUAUCUGUGUUUCAAAAAAUGAUUCCAAACAAACUGAAACACAUCAAACUCUAGGGCAAGAUGCAUUCAAACACAUGGCUGCUUGUUGGUUUCUGGGCCUCUCAGCUAAUUGUAAUAAAGCUUCCAUCUGUGGUUAGCUCUGCACUCGAUGGAGUGUCUAAAUAAUGCACUGAGACUGGGAGGAAAGGAGGUAGGCCCUUUGUUCUUCUUUGCCACAGGCUCCACAAAGGGAUUAAUUCAGCCAUGACAAAGCCAUAGUGAGGACAAGCUGAAAAAUCUUUUUUUCAUUCUCAUGUUUUCAUAUGUUGAAAGCACCAAGAAAACAGCUGUUUGUGAUCUUAAACUACUUGUAUUGUCUUUACAGUUUUGAUCCACACACACAAAAAAUGAAGUUUUCUGUAAUUUUCUAGUUAAUAUUUCUUUUUACAUUAUCACAUUCCUGUUUUAUAUGCUACUUUGAUUUAUUUUAUAUAUUUAAUGCUAGUACGCUUUCAGAAGUUUGUUGUAGCUAUGGUAGGUGUUUUAUACUGAAGCACUUUGAAAUAAUUGUGUUACAAACACGCUGAAAUACUUAGCAGAUGGGUGUGGUUUGAAAAGAUCAGAUGGUUAAAAUAUUGCAAGAUUUAAAUGUUUAUUGGUACACCUGGCUGAGUGAAGUAAUUCAGUUUUAUUUUCAUACGGGAAAAGACACUGAUCAGUGGCUGUGGAUUGAAUUUGUUUUCCACAUUACUUGUUGUGAAUCUACAGAAUGCAAAGUAAAGAAUUCUACCAAUGAAAUAAAGUGUGGUCUCGUUA